AUGGGUCAGAAGAACAUCACAAUGUCCCACAGGAUUAUCAGAUAUGUGAGGGGCGAUGAGCAGAGUACAGAGGACCUUCCUACAGAUAACCGCCCAGAUGACUGUUCCAGGAACUUACAGAAACAUCUGGUAUCUUCAGAUUUUAAAGUAGAUGAUUGUGGUAUCACACGAGACACAUUUGAAGAGCAUGCCAAUAUCCAAGAUAUACCCUCAUCCAAUCACAGCCACAAUGUAUUAUUUGAUCAUUUUAAACAGGUCCGAUCUUUUGAUUCAUCACAGACUGUAACACAGAAUAAAAGUCACAGAAGAAGUGCUAAACAUCAAACAGCUCACGUAAAAGAGAAGCCAUUUUCAUGUUCAGAAUGUGGUAAAUGUUUUGAGUAUAAAUCAGCUCUUGCUGUACAUCAGAGAACUCACACAGGAGAGAAGCCAUAUCCAUGUUCAGAAUGUGGGAAAUGUUUUAAGCAGAAAUCAGCUCUUGUUAUACAUCAGAGAACGCACACAGGAGAGAAGCCAUAUCCAUGUUCAGAAUGUGGGAAAUGUUUUAACCAUAAAUCAGAUCUUGUUGUACAUCAGAGAAUUCACAAAGGAGAAAAGCCAUAUCCAUGUUCAGAAUGUGGGAAAUUUUUUAACAGUAAAUCAGAACUUGUUGUACAUCUGAGAAUUCACACCGGGGAGAAGCCAUUUUCAUGUUCAGAAUGUGGGAAAUGUUUUAAGCAUAAAUCAAAUCUUGUUGUACAUCAGAGAAAUCACACAGGAGAGAAUCCAUUUUCGUGUUCAGAAUGUUUGAAAUGUUUUAAGCAUAAAUCAGCACUUGUUGUACAUCAGAGAAUUCACACAGGAGAGAAGCCAUUUUUAUGCUCAGAAUGUGGGAAAUGUUUUAAGCAUAAAUCAAAUCUUGUUGUACAUCUGAGAAUUCACAAAGGAGAAAAGCCGUAUCCAUGUUCAGAAUGUGGUACAUUUUUUAACAGUAAAUCAGAUCUUGUUAUACAUCAGAGAAUUCACACAGGGGAGAAGCCAUUUUCAUGUUCAGAAUGUGGGAAAUGUUUUAAGCAGAAAUCGGAACUUGUUGUACAUCUGAGAAUUCAUACCGGGAAAAAGCCAUUUUCAUGUUCAGAAUGUGGGAAAUGUUUUAACCAGAAAUCAGUUCUUGUUACACAUUAUAAAACUCACAAAGAGAAGCCAUCUCCAUGCUUAGCCCUUUAGUGACCACCCUUAUGUGUUUUUAUGGUAGUCAGUGUCACUAACUAACUGGCUUCAUUCCUUCAGAUACUUCUUUUUACAGGGAGAUAAAACAGCACCUUGCUUUGAGUUACAAGAGGUGGCUGAGGGCUUGGAGUGAUGAUUGGAACCACUGUGAGAGCUCCUCAAACACGUGUUGUCUCCUGUAUUGAAUCAAUACUGGUCAUCAAAGGACAGAUCCAGUUAAAAGUGAAAGUUUAUACUAUAUAUAUAUAUAUAUAUAUAUCUAUAUCCCCUCUAAACAAAAAUGGUUAGUGAGAGGAAAAAAAAACAAAAAAAAAAAAGAUAACUAUCUACCUAUUCCAGCCCUGGUCUGUUCUACCUUUUAUAAGUAUUUGUAAAAUUAAAAACGUCAAAUAUGAGCUUGUCAAGAAACCGUCAGCUCUUACUGGGUUUCAUCAGUGAUGUGCAAGUUCUCCCAACAAGUGACCCAGGUGAGGAUUGCCUCAUUACAUAGAAGCCAUUAAUCGCCCUCCUAAAGGAAUACCAUCUUAAUCUGUGCACCCUGACCAAAAUGUACCUGUAGAUAAAACCAACAAGUGGGGUCCCCGCCACCCCUGUAUUUAUAGAAGUCAUGUGCUUCUCUCAUCUCGCAUUAAUUUACCAGUGGGUGAAUCCUUGGGUAUUUUCUUCUUUGUAUGUCCCACGAGCUCUGGAUUGUUUAGUUUUAUAAUUGAAGACUUGAUAUAAAAUGUUUUUAUUGGAUAUAUUUUAAUUUUUUAUCAUUUUGUUUCCUAUGACUAUUUUCAUUUCCAUUAUUGUAUGUUGAUGUGGAGAUGAUGUUUUAAUUGGAGGAUCUCUAAUAUUCAGGCUGUUCCAUGGGCGCAGUUACAGUUUUGUCUGGGUUUAUAAUCGGAUGUCUGACACCUGACAAUACUUCUAUAGGUAAUGACGAUACCUUGUGUGGGGAGGGGUGGUAGUGAUCCUUUACUGUUUCUAUGGAUGGUUUUGGAUGCUGCCUCUUAAAGGGAGUCUGUCAUCAAAGUUUCACCUUUUUAACCCUUCCCAUA
This is a messenger RNA of Bufo gargarizans (Asiatic toad), 2252 nucleotides long. RefSeq names its product zinc finger protein OZF-like. Gene Ontology annotation, biological process: regulation of transcription by RNA polymerase II. Gene Ontology annotation, molecular function: DNA-binding transcription factor activity; RNA polymerase II cis-regulatory region sequence-specific DNA binding. The coding region runs from base 1 to 1206 and encodes 401 amino acids. The transcript is spliced from 3 exons. The record is from RefSeq and is a predicted model, not a curated record. NCBI's taxonomy places the organism in Eukaryota, Metazoa, Chordata, Amphibia, Anura, Bufonidae.